UCUACAUGGAAGGAUUUCUUGCACCAUUUAAUUCAGCUGUCAUAAAUGCCGCCCAGCUUAAAGAGUUAAUAGAAAGUAUGACCAAAUUCUUUGAAGAUGUAGCCAGAGACAUUAUUAGAGGUAAUGG
Racocetra fulgida is the source of this 127-nucleotide messenger RNA. The record is from the annotation of a GenBank genome assembly. Lineage: Eukaryota; Fungi; Glomeromycota; Glomeromycetes; Diversisporales; Gigasporaceae.